AUGAAUAAUGGGAGGGGUUUUGGAGUCCAUGUCUUUUUCGUGUGUGUUUUUUUGGUUGCAACAACAUGUACUUGUUUGGGUGUCGGAAACAUCACUGUGGUUUGCUCUGUGCAAGAGCGACUUGCUCUUCUCAGGUUCAAACAGAGCGUCAGAGAUGAGUUUAAAAUAUUGGCAUCAUGGGUGGGUAAUGACUGUUGCCAGUGGGAAAGAAUCCAGUGCGAUGGUGUGAGUGGCAAUGUUGUAGGGCUUCUUCUCAGAGGAGGAUACUUUGCUAGUGAAGGCUACUUAGUUGGUAAAGAGGUGGACUCUUCUUUGGCUGAGUUGAUGCAUCUCAAAUACUUGGAUUUGAGUGAUAAUGAUUUUGGAGGAAGUCGAAUCCCUGAGUUCAUUGCAUCCUUGAAACACUUGAGCUACCUCAAUCUCUCAUAUGUUCGUUUUCAAGGUAUUAUUCCUCAUCACAUUGGAAAUCUUUCUAAUUUAAAGGUCAUUGAUCUCAGUUCAAACUCGGAGCUGAUAGUAAAUGAUAUGUCAUGGACUUUUGGCCUUUCGUUACUCGAGCAUCUUGACUUGAGUUCAUUGAAUCUUUUCGGAGCACGGAACUUAGACAUGGUGCUUUACAUGAUUCCUUCUUUAAAAAAGUUAAGUUUGUCACAUUGUCGGCUCUCCAAUGCUGAUUUUCGAAAUCCGAGUAGAAUAGUUACAAACAUUGAACACCUCGAUCUUGGAUUCAAUUCUUUCAAAGGUCCACUCCCUGGUUUUUUAAAAAACAUGACAUCCCUUACAUUCCUGGAUCUUUCAGACUUUGAUGUUAAUUUAGCAUGGAACUUUGCAAACUUGCUAAACAUGAUCCCUUCUUUAUCGGAGUUGCAUUUGUCAAGUUGUGGGCUUGAUAACACGUUUCUAUCUUCCACUCAUCUUAAUUUCAGUACACUGUCUAACAUCCAACACCUGGAUCUUAGCGUUAAUUCAAUUGAAGGGACGUUUCCUUCUCUUUUCACAAACAUGAGCUCCUUAAGAGUCCUUGACCUUUCAGGAAACAGCCUCAAUUCAUGGGUUCCUGUGAUGCCUAACCUUCUAGAACUCGAUCUUUCUGUUAACGAGUUUAAGCAGAUUGAGCAUGUUGGCAUCUGGAGACAUUGUCAACUGAAACAAUUGAAUGCGGCAAGCAAUAGCUUUGAUAAAGAAAUGAUCGACUCACCAAAAAACAAAUCUGAAUGCUCCCGCUAUGCUUUGGAGAUAUUGGAUUUAAGUGGGAGUUUAAAUGGCACAAUUCCAGAACCACUUGGAAGAAUGGUGAAUCUAAGAUUCUUAGGUAUGGCAGAUGGCGAAUUGACAGGCUCGAUCCCAGAAUCUCUAGGAAGAUUAAGAUUCUUAGAGGUAUUACAUCUGUCGAGUAACAAUGGAUUGAUAGGUCCAAUCCCUGACUCUAUUGGAAGAUUAAGAUUCUUAGAGGUAUUAGAUAUAUCUUAUAACAAGUUAACCGGUCCCAUUCCAACAUUCAUUGGGCAGAAACUUUCCAAACUUGACCUUUCUUUCAACCGAUUGAAUGGUUCAAUUCCAGAAUCUUUUGGAAAUUUAGCAGCUUUAACAUAUUUGUACCUACAAUCCAAUCGGUUAACAGGUUCGAUUCCGCUGCUAAUUGGGAAACUUUACAACCUUGACCUUUCUGAUAAUCGAUUGAAUGGUUCAAUUCCAGAAUCUUUAGGACGACUUGUUUCACUACAAGAUAUUUCGUUGAACUCGAAUUUGUUAACCGGACCUAUUCCGGUUUCACUUGGGCAACUUGUCAAUCUUCUUUAUCUAGAUGUGUCUAACAAUUCUUUAGAAGGAGUAGUUUCCGAAGCCCAUUUUGCUAAGCUUUUGAACUUGAAGGGUUUGUUUACUUCUUUUAACGCUAGGUUGACAUUCAACAUUUCACGUGAGUGGAUGCCUCCAUUCCAGUUAGAGACUCUUGAUCUCCGUUCUUGCACUAUUGCAAAUGAAUUUCCACGGUGGCUACGAAAUCAAAGGAAGCUUUGUUGGGUAUUUUUGUCCAACACUAAUCUUUCGGGACCUCUACCCACGUGGUUGCAGACGUUGCCCAUCAUUCAGAUUUUGGAUCUCUCUCACAAUAAACUCAGCGGACCUUUGACAAACCUUCCUCUUCAUAGAAAUGUUGAUACGUUUGAUCCAAACCUAUUGGGGUUAUUAUUUCUGGUAAAUAAUCUUUUCAAUGAGUCAAUUCCAAAGUCAUUGUGCACAAGGAUAGAUUUGGGAUUUCUUGAUCUUUCCAAAAAUAGGCUAACCGGAAAAAUUCCCAAGUGCCUUGAGAAUCUGAAAGAGUUGAAGACCAUGAUAUUUAGCUCAAAUAAGUUGUCCGGUGUCAUUCCAAGUUUUACUGGUCUUAAUAAUUCAAGCUUAGGUCAGUUAAAAUUUAAUGACAAUAACCUUAUUGGUGAACUUCCUCGAGAAUUAGGGAACUGUGGAAGUUUAUAUGUAUUGGAUUUGGGCGAUAACAAUUUAUCUGGAAUUAUACCCAAAUGGAUUGGUGAACAUCUUACAAAUUUGAUGGUUUUGAGGUUGCAUAAGAAUAACUUCACAGGAACAAUUCCUAAAUCCUUAUGCAAAGCUUCAAGUCUACAUAUUUUGGAUGUUGCAUACAACAACUUAACGGGUUCCAUACCUGAUUGUCUAGGAGAGUUGAAUGCCAUGCUUAAUAGUAGCCUUGGAACUGGGUCAGCCAACCCUCUGAAUCCUGAUGAGAAUGUGAUUCAGGUCAUGAAAGGUGUUGUUCUUCAAUAUACAACAACUUGGCCAAUGGUUUUUAACAUGGACCUUUCAAGCAAUAAACUUGUUGGACAAAUACCCGUGGAGCUAACUGCACUUUCUAGGUUGAUUGGUCUCAAUUUAUCAAAUAAUCUUCUUAGUGGGGGUAUUCCAGACAGCAUUGGAAAUAUGGCAGCUUUAAAUUCUCUUGAUUUUUCUAGAAACAAGUUGAGUGGGUUGAUCCCUUCGAGCAUGGCAGCUUUGAACUUUUUGAGCCAUUUGAAUUUGUCACACAACAAGUUGUGGGGACGAAUUCCAUCAGGAAAUCAACUGCAGACCCUUAAUGAUCCAUCAAUAUAUGAUGGGAACAAAGAUCUUUGCGGAUCUCCAUUGCCAAAGAAUUGCUCAUAUCAUCAAGACCCAACAACAACGCUCAAGAAGAAAUAUGAAGCAGAUGAUGAUGAUUCGAAGGAGGUUUGGUUUUACAUGGACAUAACGAGUGGUUUUGCAACAGGGUUUUUGGGUAUUAUUGGAGUUUUGUUGUUCAAGAAACAGUGGAGACAUAAGAUUUUCAUGUUUACUGAGGAAACCAUGGACAAGAUAUACGUUGUAGUCAUGGUAAGGGUUAACAAGAUGAAGAGAGGAAGAGACGCCUUAUAG
Molecule: messenger RNA, 3405 nt
Organism: Lactuca sativa (garden lettuce)
Lineage: Eukaryota; Viridiplantae; Streptophyta; Magnoliopsida; Asterales; Asteraceae
Molecular function (GO): protein binding
Source: RefSeq, a predicted model, not a curated record